AUGACACUAAGAAAGCACUGGAAGUAUUCAGAGGACGAGGACCUUGUUCUCUCUAGCCUUAAGGGUUUGGUCCACUCGAAUCCGGCAGUUCGCUUGAUUCCCUCUGAAAAAGUUGUUUUCAACCCCAAUUCUGAUACUUCAAAGAAGAUCACAUUGAUUAGUGGUGGAGGUGCAGGUCAUGAACCAUUGCACGGAGGGUAUGUUGGUGAUAACCUUUUAGAUGCCGCUGUAAGUGGACAUAUCUUUGCAUCACCUUCUACCAAACAGAUCAUGGCAGCCAUCAGAACAAAGUCUCACAAGGAAAAGGGUACAAUUAUUGUAGUGAAAAAUUAUACAGGGGAUAUUCUUCAUUUUGGCUUGGUUGCGGAGCGGGCUAAAAAUGAAGGUUAUAAUGUUGAACUUGUAAUCGUCGCUGAUGAUGUGGCCGUAGGCAGAGAGCAGAAUAAGAUGGUAGGCAGAAGGGGAUUGGCUGGAACUGCUAUCGUUCACAAGAUUCUUGGUGCUGCUGUCCAUUCCGAGAAUGCUGAGCUCAAGAACAUUGCCCACUUGGGAAACACCAUCAACGACAAUCUUGUGACCAUAUCAGCUUCAUUGGAUCGUACCUCCGUCCCUGGAAGACAAAUGAACACCAGUGAGUUCACUGGUGAAGAUGAAGCUGAAGUAGGACUUGGAAUUCACAAUGAACCAGGUGUGAAAAUCAGCCCAAUUCCAAAUAUUGAUGAUUUAAUUGAAGACCUUUUUCAUAAAUUGUUAUCUCCUGACGACAAGGACCGCCAUUAUGUAGAUUUUGACUUGCAUAAUGAUGAUUACAUCUUACUCAUUAACAAUAUUGGUGGAACUUCUUCACUCGAAUUGCACUUAAUUGCUGAACAUAUUGUCAUUCAACUUCCUACCAAAAAUCGUCCCAAACGUAUUUUAAUUAGUGACUUUGUAACUUCCCUCAACUCUCCUGGUUUUUCGAUCACUUUGCUUAAUCUUUCAAACAUUGCUAAAGCAAAAGUAGGGUUUUCAACCGAUCAAUUGUUGGAAUUUUUAGAUGCACCUACUGAUGCGCCUGGAUGGAAACCAAAAAGCUAUACCUCAAAACAAUGGGAAGCCGAUUCUGUUUAUUCUGAAUCUCCAAUGACUGAAACGUCUCAUAUUUCGUCAUCUUUAAAGACCAAUGCCGUAGUCUUUGAAAAGGCUCUAGUUAACGCAAUGAAUAAUUUGCUUAAAAAUGAACCUGAUAUUACGCGUUACGAUACAAUUGUUGGUGAUGGUGAUUGUGGAGAAACAUUAGCAGCCGGUGCAAAUGCUAUUCUCUUUGAAUUAAAAAAGAAAGGCAACUUCCACAAGAACCUCUCCGACCCUGUUGCAACUUUGGCAGCCAUCACUGAUUUGGUGGAAGACAGUAUGGGUGGUACUUCUGGAGGUCUUUACUCAAUCUAUCUUACCAAACUCGUUGGUAGUCUUGGCGAGAAGAAGGAAUUGACAACGCAGACUUUCGGAGAUGCUGCCUAUUCUGCCUUGUAUGAUGGUUUAUUCAAGUAUACACGAGCAAGAGUAGGAGGCAGAACUCUAGUGGAUACAUUGCAGCCCUUUGUGGAUACCUUAAAAGGGACAGGUGAUAUCAAGGCUUCCUUGUCUGCAGCUAAGAAAGGCUGCGAAAACACCAGAGAGUUACAUGCCAAAUUUGGAAGGGCUAGCUAUGUUGACGAGUCUGAAUUUAAGACCGAAGAGGGUGGGGUUCCCGAUCCUGGUGCUGUUGGAUUGUAUGCAAUCAUCGAGGGUUUUGUUGGAGCUCUCUAA
This is a messenger RNA of Scheffersomyces stipitis CBS 6054, 1788 nucleotides long. RefSeq names its product dihydroxyacetone kinase (gene DAK2). The record is from RefSeq and is a predicted model, not a curated record. The transcript has a single exon. Gene Ontology annotation, biological process: glycerol catabolic process. Bases 1 to 1788 code for a protein of 595 amino acids. Lineage: Eukaryota; Fungi; Ascomycota; Pichiomycetes; Serinales; Debaryomycetaceae. Gene Ontology annotation, molecular function: ATP binding; glycerone kinase activity. Gene Ontology annotation, cellular component: cytosol.